AUCUUGCGAAAUGCCACGGCCCAAAAGUAGCAGCGUGUGUCUCCUGUCGCUCGUGACGACGAUUUGGCGUGUGUGAGUCGUGUGUACGAUCUGUGUUCAUCGAGAUUCCCCCUUUUCUUUCCGCUCGACCGGCGGUCUAUCAUCCUACCAGUUUUUCUUCCGGUGUGUACGUGCGAACGGGACCGCGUGUGUGUCCGCAUGAGAGCCUGUAAUCCGCAUCGUUUCGAACGUUCACGUCGAUUGAGGCGGUGACGGCGGCGAGCGUAGCAGCAUUCGGGUGCGGCGGUGACGAUUCGUUCAGUUUUUUUUCACUACGAAGGCAGAAAAAACGGUAAAGUUAAAGGGACAGGUGAAUCGGUCGAGUCAAGCUUAACAGUGAAAGAGCGACAGAGAGAGAGAAAAAGAGAGAGAGAGAGACAUUGCGAACGGACAUCAGGGGAAAAAAGGUUACCUGACACGCGACAGAGACACGCAACGUAUACGUGAAGGGUGCGAGAAAGAGACACGCGAUCGGAGAUAGUGUUUAUAGCGCGUACACGCGAAAACAGCCGCGGUUUACAUCGCGCCGGGUUGAACAGUGAUUUUUUUCGCCGCCAUAUUUGUACCGCCGUCACAUGCAACCUGUUGUUUUCACUGCGUCCUCGUGUCGUCGCUGAGAUCGCUGCCGGAUAUAUACUUCGGCGAUCGUGUGCGUAACCGGGAAACGUCAAACGCGGGAGUUCACUUAACCUAACAUCGGACCUGGAGAGAACCGUCAACGUGGGGAUCUACCAUCAGGAUGAACGGGUAGGUCUAGUAAGCAAUAAAUUGAUUUGUGUUCUGUGCACGAAGGGAAAGUACGUGCGAAGAUUCUAGACAGUAUGAUGAUGGCAAACAUAUCCCCCGUUAUGCUGCCACCCCUUACCGACUAUGGGAUGCUGACUCCUACCCUCGGAAUAAAGAGGGGUAGCGACGAGCUUUUGUCGCAGAGCGGAGCAGUUAGCAAUGGUGCUGCAAUGAGUCCUCAACCACAUCACGCGGCCGAUAACAACAAUGACGCCAAGAAGGUUAAACUCGACAAGAGCCACAACGGCAAACUUUCGAGGGUUAUCCACAUCAGAAACAUCCCCAACGAAGUAUCGGAGGGUGAAAUCAUCCAUCUUGGCAUCCCCUUCGGCCGUGUCACAAACGUCCUCGUUCUCAAAGGGAAAAAUCAGGCGUUCCUGGAAAUGGCGGAUGAAAAUGCUGCAGCAACAAUGGUAAAUUACUAUGCCUCGUGCAUGGCCCAGCUCCGUGGCAGAGCAGUCUACGUUCAAUUCAGCAACCAUCGUGAACUCAAAACGGAUCAAACGCACACCAACAAUGCGAACUCGAACAACCAAGUCGCGCUUCCUGGACAGAAUCAAGUGGCUCAGACACAAGCAGAGACCCAAGGGGGGCCCAAUACCGUUCUCAGAGUCAUCGUCGAGCAGAUGGUUUAUCCAAUUUCCUUAGACGUGCUCUAUCAGAUAUUCACACGUUUCGGCAAGGUGCUGAAAAUCGUCACUUUCACGAAGAACAAUACUUUCCAGGCACUAAUACAAUACGCCGACAUGCUGUCAGCGCAAACCGCCAAACUCUCGCUGGAAGGUCAGAACAUAUAUAAUUCCUGUUGCACGUUGCGCAUCGACUACAGCAAGAUGCAGAACUUGAACGUGAAGUACAACAACGACAAGUCGAGGGAUUAUACCAACCCGUCUUUGCCAACUGGCGACGCGAAUUUGGACGCGGCAUCUCUUGCCUUGGGCGGCGAACUUCUUCCACAGUUGUUGAUGGGCGCUGGAUCGCAGCCACGUGCAAGAAUACCCGUAGAGUCCAUUGCAGGGGCACCGGGUGUGCUGCCCACGCCCUUUGCGGCCAUGCACGGUCUACCCUCGCCCUUAGCAGGCCCGUACAACGGGGUUCCACCUGCCGGCGGAUUGGCUGGCCUCGGUGGGUUCCCUUUGGGCGCAGCUGGCCUUGGGGUGCGCGUCCCCACCAACGCGCAAACCUCCGCUGUCCUGCUCGUCAGUAAUCUCAACGAAGAGAUGGUCACGCCUGACGCUCUCUUUACCCUGUUUGGCGUUUACGGGGAUGUACAGCGUGUGAAGAUUCUCUACAACAAGAAGGACUCGGCACUGAUUCAGAUGGCCGAACCGCAUCAGGCGCACUUGGCACUGACGCACAUGGACAAAUUGCGAGUAUUUGGCAAGCAGAUCAAGGUAAUGCUCAGCAAGCAUCAGACGGUUCAAUUGCCGAAGGAGGGCCAACCAGACGCUGGAUUGACGAAAGAUUACACCAAUAGUCCUCUUCAUCGGUUCAAGAAACCGGGCUCCAAGAAUUAUCAGAACAUUUAUCCACCAAGUUCCACUCUGCAUUUAUCAAAUAUUCCUACAACUGUGACCGAAGAGGAGAUCAGGGAUGCAUUCACCAAAAAUGGCUUCACCGUGAAGGCAUUCAAGUUCUUCCCGAAAGACAGAAAGAUGGCGCUUAUACAGAUGCCAAGCAUGGACGAUGCUGUAGCUGCUUUGAUCAAAAUGCACAAUUACCAGUUAAGCGAGUCCAAUCACCUGAGAGUGUCAUUCUCGAAGAGCAACAUCUAACAAGAGUCACAAUUAAGCAACCUGCAGAAACCGCGAUCAAUGAGAAGGGGACCCAAGGUGAUCCAAAAUUUUAAGUGAAACUCCCAAAUGUUAAAAGCGUUGAAAAAAAAAAACCUGUUAAAAAAACCAAAAAACCUGUGCGGACCAAGGAAAUUCGGGGUCUGGUUCGAGCCACGCUAGUAGACAAGAGUCUUAGUGUCUACAGAGGUUAUUAGGAGAUAAAUAAUUAAACAAGCAAGAUGCAAGCACGAUGCUACGUAUUGCUCGGAAGAAGGCGUUUGAAAUGGGCGGGUUUCAUCGGUUAUCCUCUCCUAUACAGACCAAAUAUCGAUCAAUCAAUCAAUAAAAAUAGGGAUAUCGGGCGAAAAAAGUCUGACACCUCACUCGCUCAAAUAAGAUCUUGCAUCUAAUGCGUUUUAUCAAAGGGGCGAGCAAAAUGGAAAACACACAAGGUCUUCACUUCCUUUAAUAUCUCCAAAAAAAAAAAAGAAAAGACUUUUUCCCUGCAACACGUGGUAUCUGUACUUUCACCAUAAUUGCAAACACCCACGCAAACACGGACAAACCAUCGCACACUAUGUUAUACACCCUGCAUUACAUUUCUUCAGACAUCCUUCGAACACACACACACACACACACACACACUGGAAAAAAAGAAAGAAAAAAAAGCAACAACAACAACAACACACACUCGAGCAAAAAACUUCAAUAUAAUAACAUAAUAUAUAUAUUUGAUAUAUCGCAAUGUAACAGGUGUGUCCAAAAGUGCGCAGCGGCUAAUACAUCCCAAUAAUCUAUAUUUUAUUAAUAACUGAUAAGGACUUAGGAUUAUCGACGUUAACGGUUUUCGUGGUAAUCGAGAGCUAGCAGAGAGAAAAAAAGAAAAAAAAAAAAUUAAUCUAUUACGAAUCUGUCGUGACACACGCGGUACAUAUACAUAUAUAUAUAUAUAUAAAUAUUAUAUAAAUUAGAGAAACACAGAUGAUCUGAGCACGACGAGCCGAAAGAACGAAAGAGAAAGAGAGAGAUAGAGAGCUCGUGAACACGAGAGAGAGAGAGAGAGACAGAAUGAAUGGAAGCGAGCGAAUGAAGCACACAAAAUCCAGGGAAUAUCCAGAGAGAUAAGUAUGAUGAUAAAUAUAUAUAUGUAUGCGUGAAUAAUCCUUCUGUUGAAAGUUCAGGAUAACGUUGUACGGUGGUUUGUAUGCCUAAUCGGGGCCUUAGGCGUCGUUCACACCACAAUUCACAAGGGAACCAGCUGUUUGUUCGAUUGUUCUUCGCCCAUAAAAAAAAAAAAAGAAAAAGAAAGAAAGAAAGAAAGAAAAAAGGAGAGAACGAUAGGGGAAGAAAGAUAGGGGACGAUAUUUCGCGCCUAUUUCGAGCAAGCUUUUCUCCACGAUGGCUGUUACGCGAAUUAUAUAUAUAAAUAAAUAAACGGCGAUGAAAAAGAGGAUCACUAAUUAACACGAUUUAUAGCAAGAGGAAGGAAUAGAGAAUCGUUGGACCGAUUCGAAAGUAUGUUUAUCUCUCGAGUGAUCUUCUUCUUCUUCUGCAUCUCUCUUCUCCUCUUCUAUGAUUUUUUAAAAAAAAAAAAAAAAAAAAGAAAAGAAAAUUUCUCUGUCGACGACACAUAUCAUUGUGUGCUUUUCCCUCGAAAAGAAAGCACCAUCGUGCUUUGGGCAUCGAUCCAACGUUUUCUCUUCUUUUGUUUUUCCUUUUUUUUUUCUCUCUCUCUUGUUUUCCAAGAGGUAUAUCUAUAUAUAUAUAUAGUGAUGCCUCGAGUUAGAUUUCGAUUCAGGAUAGCGAUUCGGUGUGCCUGUAUGAGUAUGAUUCUGUAAUCUUCUGCUUUUCUCUUCCACGGUCGCUGUAAUUGACAUGAUUAAAAAUGCUCGUCAGGGAAGAAACGUGAUAGAAUAUCGGUUUUCCGGGCGAAAGUAUCGGUCAACCGGGCUUCUAUCUAUCCUAUUCUAUUCGUCAAUUGGAUCAUUACGACGUCGAAUAAACAAUUGCGCCAAAACGCGACGAAAAAGAAAAAGAAAAAAAGAGAAAGAGAAAGAGAGAGAGAGAGAAGAAUAUUAAAGAGCAGCGCAUGAUGAAAGUAGCACUACAGCUGUGCUGGGAAGAGAAAGCUGAGAAAACUGAGCCUAAAAUAUUAAUUGAACGCGAAGAGUUUCUCGACGACCCCAUCGAAUUUCGAAGAAAAAAAAGAAAAAGAAAAAAAAGAAUAGAAAAAAGAAAAAUGGAAAAAAAGAAAAAAAAAGAAAGAAAACAGAGAGAAAGCAAGAGAUCAUCUCGAUGAUUCUUGCUUUGCUUGGGAGACAGUAAUUUGCGUUCAGUCGCGAGACACUAGAGCAUUAAAGAAUUUUAUCUAAGGAAUUAGUUGUUAAGUGGACGAAAGAAAAAAAAGAAAAAGAUUUAAAAAGAAUAAAAAACAAAACGUACGACAUGACAAAGAUGACAAGGAAACAAACGUGCAUACACACGCAAAGAGAGGAAAAAAGAACAUUUACAUUUAAACACAGUUCACACACACACAGUGUACACACGAUUUAGCGUGUUAGAGACUCGUGUAGUAGAGUCCCCUUAUCCCCCUAUACCCCCCCCCCUUUCUAAUUAAGCCUCCAGAUCUUAACGAGUACUAUAAUGUAUAGUUGAACUCGACAAUCACUCGACUCUCUGUAUUGAUAAUUCUCGAGGGGAGGAAACAAAAGAAGAUGGGAUGGAGAAAAGAAGGAAAGAUAGAAAGGAGAAGCAAGAGUGGAGAGGAAAGAUGAAAGGAUAGAAAAAGAAAAAGAAAAAGAAAAAGAAAAAAAAAAGGGUAUCCCUGAGCCUGAGUUGGAAAAAGCUGCUACUAUUUCUUGAGAUAGAAUUGUUAUUUCAAGCUAUCUGCCGGGAUUUUUUUUCGAGUUCACCAUUCUAUUUCUACUUCUUUUUCCUUCUUCGAGCAUUCUUCUCGCCUUUCUCAAAACGUCACUUUAAAAGGAAAGUGGGAAUUCUCUUUCGUUGCGCCACUUUUUCACGCCGUUCCUUUCUGCGAGAGUUUCUCUUUUGAAUUUGACCCUUUUUUUUUCUUCUUAUUUCGUUAGAAGUUCUUCCAAUCUUUCUACAAUUGUCAAUUUGAGAAUGGAAAAUAGUAAUCGUAACGAUCAGAUCCUUAAGUCAAUACGAAGAGGAAAGAAUUUUUCUGAAUGGAAAUGAGCGAAUGUAGAGAAAUGUUAAGCUUAAUAAUAGAAUGCGUUUUAUAUAAUAUAUAUAUAUAUAUAUAUGCAUAUAUAUAUUAAACAAAGAAAAAAAAAGAAAAAAAAGAAAAAAAAAAAAGAACAAAAAACGUGAGAUGAAAUAUUCUCUUCGCGUUAUAAAAGUUUCAAAAUGGAUGAAGAAUAGAGAGAGGAAGAAAUAGGAUAGAUCGUGUAAGAGAUUUUUUCACGUGAAAGAAUAUAAUCUUUAUAGUACGAAUUUCUGUUUUUUUCAAGAAAGAAUGACAAACCUGAGAAUAACCAUAAACAUAACACAUUUCUGAGGAAUGUAAAGGAAACAAGAAUCGUUCAACGAUCAAAUCAAAAGUAUACGUUAUUAUAAAAAAAUGAGAAGAGAUCAAAUUCUAAAAUCCGAUCGGAAGAACUUCUAAUCCUUUUCUUAGUGAGAAGAGAAAAAAGUAAAUUUGACGAUGAGGAAGAAAUGUAUCGAGUAUAAAAAAUCGAUUUUUAACAACAAAAAAAAAAUCUUUUCGUUUCGGAGACAGAAUUUGCUGCUAGAAAGUUUGUUAUCAAAAGUAUCACGAGAGAGACGAUCAAGGGAAUCGGAAUCGUGGGCCAGGAAUUGCGUUGCAAGUCACAAUCAGCUCGCGAGACAAAUCAAUUUUUUGCUUUUUUGUACACGGAGAUAUACACGUAGUAGAGAUACCGCGAUGGAUUAUUCGCGAUUUGUCCGAGCGAGCGCUUUAAAGGUUAAGCUGUUUCAUAGUAAGUUUGUCGUUAGGGGAAAAAAUCGGUUGUGUCACCCAGAAGACCCGGGAUGAUUAGUGAUCGAUGUCCACUGGACGAGGCAGAGGAAAACCCAGAGACUCGUUUUUCUCGUCGAUCGAUCGUCGUCGAAUCGAAUGUGUCUUUUUUUUUUUUUUUUUUUUUUUUUUUUUGGAACGAAAAUCGAUUCUCUUUCAUUCUCUUUUCAACCCUGUAGCUUUUUAUUAUUAUUCGAAUGGGCCACCCUUCUAAGAGUUGAUCCAACUCCUUGAUAGACACUUUAGAAGUAGUAGAUUUUUUUAACGAUCACGGAAUAUCUAUGUUUUUUUAGACGUCCGUUUCGUUUCGAAAACUGGAAACGGAUUUUGGAAACAAUGGAUCGUUUUUUGAGAUUUGAAGGAUUGAAAUUUUUCAUUUGAUCGAUCAGAUAUGGAAAUGGAAGUUUGAGCAAUUACAGUUGAGCUGGUUUAGCAGGAAGACCCGUUCCAGAUAUUAUUUUACAAAGAAUAUGAUUUUUAAAGUGAAAAUAAAAAUUUUUAAUCGAGUUAAUAAUUUUUUUUUUCUUUCGUUUGUUUUAUCAGUUUUACUUGACUCAGUGGAAGAAUUGAAAAAAUUGAAAUUUUAUUUUCGUUACAUUCACGAAGGAAAAUAAUGUUUUAGUCUUCCAUUCUCUUUCGUCGUGUUAAAGAAGUAAAUGAAAAAAAAAAAAAAAGAAUAAUUUUAUCAUUACGCUUACAAAUUUCUGUAUCUUUCGAAAUUUUCGAAAAGAUCUGGAAGGGUCGUCAAGAAAAACUCAAGAAAAUUCAUUUUCCAUCUCGAGUCGAAUAAAUUCCCGAAUGCGUGAACUAUUAAAAAAAAAAAAAAAGAAAAAAAAAAAGAAAAAAGAAGAAGAAAAAAAAAAGAAAAGAGGAAAAGUAAUAUAAAUCCAAAUUUAUAUUUAACGAGAUCGAACAACUCACGACAAUCAUUUUAUAUUUAAAAACUUAGACUUUCAGAGCCUUAGAGAACUUUCAGAGAAAACUUCAAGGAACGAGUUACCCAGCAUUAAUAGCCAAUAAAAACUUUAAUAAAAACUUAGAAUCCUUAGGAAACUGUUAAAAUCCAAACAAAAAAAAAAAAAAAAAAAAGAAGAAGAAGAAGAAGCAAGAGGAAGAUGAAAUAUCGAACCAAUAUAAUAGACUAAAUUAAAAAAAAAAGAAAAAAAAAAGAAGAAGAAGAAGAAGAAGAAGAAAGAAACUAUACUACGAGCAUACAUAUAAUUAUAGUUUAGAAACACAAUUAGUUCGACGACGAUCGAUAAUCUCCGCGAAGCAUUUAAGUACCUAUACACUUUUGCGCUCGCACCUUCACGUUUCUUCGCAUUUAAAUACACACGAAUACACACCACAUACACACACACAUAUACACAAGUACGUAUAAAUAUACGCAUUACACACCUGACCAUCUUGACAGAGACGCACACACCCAUAUCAUCACGAUCGAAUUUAUAGAAUAAAUAUCGAAACGGUGUAUGGGACACGUUUUACGAUCGCUCUUCCACGUGUCUUCUUUCGACACGACACGAUUUAUUAUUAUUAUUAAUUAUACACGAUUUACUAUUUA
This is a messenger RNA of Apis mellifera (honey bee), 8164 nucleotides long. RefSeq names its product polypyrimidine tract-binding protein 2 (gene heph). Gene Ontology annotation, biological process: mRNA processing; regulation of RNA splicing. Bases 861 to 2600 code for a protein of 579 amino acids. The transcript has 15 exons. The record is from RefSeq and is a predicted model, not a curated record. NCBI's taxonomy places the organism in Eukaryota, Metazoa, Arthropoda, Insecta, Hymenoptera, Apidae. Gene Ontology annotation, cellular component: nucleus. Gene Ontology annotation, molecular function: mRNA binding.